Amphimedon queenslandica is the source of this 1908-nucleotide messenger RNA. Its product is annotated as forkhead box protein G1-like. Bases 181 to 1602 code for a protein of 473 amino acids. NCBI's taxonomy places the organism in Eukaryota, Metazoa, Porifera, Demospongiae, Haplosclerida, Niphatidae. The record is from RefSeq and is a predicted model, not a curated record. Gene Ontology annotation, biological process: regulation of transcription by RNA polymerase II. Gene Ontology annotation, cellular component: nucleus. The transcript has a single exon. Gene Ontology annotation, molecular function: sequence-specific double-stranded DNA binding; DNA-binding transcription factor activity.
GUUAGCUCUGUUUACACUAGAAGUUGUUACAAGCGAACCUGAAAAAGACCUCCUGCUCUUGGAGACUACAAUUAUAUAUAUAUACACCUGUCCUUCUCUCCCUCUUCAAUUAUAUUUCUCAGAAACUGAUAGAAGAACAGGACCUCUCAAAGCCUACUCUCUCUCACUCUCUCUGUCUCUAUGCUUCUGGCUAGCAUGGUUCACUCUGGUUUACAAGAUACACCAGGAACUGGACGAUCACCACAAAGUAAUAAUACAAGCAGCAGCAACAAAAUGAAUGGAUUUCUAUCUACUGGAGACGAAAUGGUACCAACGCCAUCCAGCAACGGGUCAUGGGAAGGAGAGAGCGAUCUCCUUGGGACUGCAGGUUUGGACAAAGGCGCAGGUGGACUCCAUCCACACAUAAAGAUGGAAUCAGCUGAUGGCGACUGCUCCAGAGAUGACAAAGGAGAUGAAGACGAGAGCGUUGGAGACGACGAAAAGAAAGGUGGCGGAAAGUACCAAAAGCCCCCAUUCUCCUAUAACGCACUGAUAGUGAUGGCCAUACGGUCCAGCCCGGAGAGAAAGCUCACAUUGAGCGGUAUCUACGACUACAUCAUGAAGAACUUUCCCUACUACAGAGAGAACAAGCAAGGCUGGCAGAACUCCAUCAGACACAACCUCUCACUCAACAAAUGCUUUGUAAAAGUCCCUCGUCCUUACGACGACCCUGGAAAGGGAAACUACUGGACCCUGGACCCGUCCAGCGACGAUAUAAUGUUCAUCGGUGGAACAACCGGUAAACUGAGGAGGCGACCGGUCUCCCGUAGACACGGCCACGAGGGUCUUUAUGGCAGCCCUGCUGCUGUGGCUGCUGCUGCAGCAAUGAGAGGACACAAACACCCUCCACCUCUCUCAGGUAUGCCAGCAUACUCCAUGCUACCACACGAGCCUGGUGCAGGUGGAGCGUACGCUUAUAAUCCAUUCCCACCUCAUCCUCAUCCCCCACCACAGUCUAUACAUGCAACAACCCUAGCACCAGCCGGGAUGCACGCCGUACAGCCUAAUCCGUAUCUCAACUCGGCUCCAUUCUUCCCUCCCAUUGCAUCUCCGUUUGGCAAGACUCAAGGUUUUGGAUUCAACAUGGACUCUCUCCUCAAGGCUGGGGGCUCCGCGGCCGCCGCCAUAUCGUCAACAAGUGGGGAAGGAAGCACAACAGUGAACAGCAUCAAUUCAACGUCCUCCUUCAACAGUUUACCAACAACGUGUGGCCCUUUACUAAACUCACAACUACCAUACAGACUACCGAGUCUUCCUAGCCCUGGGAUAACAGGAACGAUGCCAUUUUCCGGCCUAACCCCCCUCUCCCCAGGGACGCAGCAGUUUCUCUUCAUGCCAACCACCCCGGUCAUUCCUAACCACCCCAUGUCCUUCUUUCCCCCUCCUCCACCACACACGUCUCAUGGAUUGGGUGUGAGUAGUUCGUAUAUCCCACCGCCACAGCCCACUUCAACCCCAGGACUAACCAAUCCUCUCUCUAACAACACCACUGCAAGUAACAAUAGCUCAGUAGGCAGUCCUUACACAGCUACUUCAAUAUGUAGCUCAGCAUCAAUGUCAUAGAUGCCUCUAUGACAAGAUAAUCCCCUCUUCCUUUAUCCUCUUGAUUCUCCAUAAUACACUGAUGAUUAAAUCUUCUUCUUCUUCCUUCUCUUCUCCUCUCCACAGGUCUGUAUGAUUAUCCAAUUAUAUUCUUUAUUAUUAUUAUUAUUUUGAUUGCUAUUUUACCAACUGCACAGGAAUAAACUCUUGAGAGAAAUUUAAUUUUAUCAUACCGGUAAUUAUUAUUAUUAUUAUUAUUUUAUCAUCACUUUAAAUUAUUUUGUUGAUAAGUUCCCUCCACAAUACAGCUAACAUUUUGUCUUAUAA